Molecule: messenger RNA, 2364 nt
Organism: Centropristis striata (black sea bass)
Lineage: Eukaryota; Metazoa; Chordata; Actinopteri; Perciformes; Serranidae
Product: chitotriosidase-1-like
Exons: 20
Coding region: 1-2364 (787 amino acids)
Biological process (GO): chitin catabolic process; carbohydrate metabolic process
Cellular component (GO): extracellular region
Molecular function (GO): chitin binding; chitinase activity
Source: RefSeq, a predicted model, not a curated record
AUGUGGAGGCUUGCUCUAAUUGCAGGUCUCUGUUUGAUGAUCGCCAGCUUGGCCUCUUCAUCCAGGCUAGUGUGUUACUUUAACAGCGAGGCCGAAGAAAGAGCAGAGGACGGGAAGUUCACAGUUUCAGAUAUCGAUCCAAACAAGUGUACCCAUCUGAUCUAUGCCUUUUCUGACAUUAACCAUCAACACAAGCUAGUACCCAGUUGUGGAACGGACAUACAACGUUAUAAGUUCUUUAAUGGACUCAAAAACAGAAAUCCACGGCUCAAAACCCUGCUGGCGGUUGGUGGCUUGACUUUUGACAUAUCAAAAUUCAGUAAAAUGGUGUCAACACGACCAAAGAGAGCAAAGUUCAUCCAGUCUGCUAUCAAACUUCUGAGAGCAAAUGGUUUCAAUGGGCUAAACAUUGACUGGAGGAACCCCAGAGGAGCUGGGAGCCAACUACAGGACAAGCAGAGAUUCACAUCGCUGUGCAAGGAGCUCAGGGAGGCCUUUGUGGCUGAAGGAGAAGCCACUAAACGUGAAAGGUUAAUUAUCACUGCUAGUGUCUCUGCUGAGAAACCAAUCAUCGAUGCCAGUUACGAAGUUGAACAGAUUGCCAAGUGCCUAGAUUUCAUUAAUGUGCUGACAUUUGACUUUCACCACCCAUGGGAAAGUGUCACAGGACAUCACAGCCCCUUAUACCAGGGAUCCAGAGACACUGGAAACAGGAUCUACUUGAACACUGACUAUGCCAUGCGGUACUGGCAGUCUAAGGGAGCCCCUGCAGAAAUGCUAAACAUGGGGUUUGCAGCAUAUGGGCUAGCUUUUAACCUCUCCGGUGCAUCCAGUGAAGUCGGAGCACCAGCCAAUGGUCCUGGAGCCGAACGCCGAUUCACUAGUGAAGAGGGAUUAUGGGCCUACUAUGAGACUUGCCUUUAUCUUGAGGGGGUAACAACACAGCUGAUUCCUGAUCAGAGAGUUCCAUACGCCACCGCAGAAAAUCAGUGGGUUGGAUAUGACAACUAUGACAGCCUUCAAACGAAAGUCAAUUACCUAAAAACUAACAGCUUUGGAGGAGCCGUUGUGUGGUCUCUGGACCUCGAUGACUUUAGAGGAAAGUUCUGUAAACAGGGAAAGUACCCCUUCAUCAGCCAACUGCAUACUCUCCUGGUCCCAGCCUCUUCAUCCAGGCUAGUGUGUUACUUUAACAGCGAGGCCGAAGAAAGAGCAGAGGACGGGAAGUUCACGGUUUCAGAUAUCGAUCCAAACAAGUGUACCCAUCUGAUCUAUGCCUUUUCUGACAUUAACCAUCAACACAAGCUAGUACCCAGUUGUGGAACGGACAUACAACGUUAUAAGUUAUUUAAUGGACUCAAAAACAGAAAUCCACGGCUCAAAACCCUGCUGGCGGUUGGUGGCUUGACUUUUGACAUAUCAAAAUUCAGUAAAAUGGUGUCAACACGACCAAAGAGAGCAAAGUUCAUCCAGUCUGCUAUCAAACUUCUGAGAGCAAAUGGUUUCAAUGGGCUAAACAUUGACUGGAGGAACCCCAGAGGAGCUGGGAGCCAACUACAGGACAAGCAGAGAUUCACAUCGCUGUGCAAGGAGCUCAGGGAGGCCUUUGUGGCUGAAGGAGAAGCAACUAAGCGUGAAAGGUUAAUUAUCACUGCUAGUGUCUCUGCUGAGAAACCAAUCAUCGAUGCCAGUUACGAAGUUGAACAGAUUGCCAAGUGCCUAGAUUUCAUUAAUGUGCUGACAUUUGACUUUCACCACCCAUGGGAAAGUGUCACAGGACAUCACAGCCCCUUAUACCAGGGAUCCAGAGACACUGGAAACAGGAUCUACUUGAACACUGACUAUGCCAUGCGGCACUGGCAGUCUAAGGGAGCCCCUGCAGAAAUGCUAAACAUGGGGUUUGCAGCAUAUGGGCUAGCUUUUAACCUCUCCGGUGCAUCCAGUGAAGUCGGAGCACCAGCCAAUGGUCCUGGAGCCGAACGCCGAUUCACUAGUGAAGAGGGAUUAUGGGCCUACUAUGAGACUUGCCUUUAUCUUGAGGGGGUAACAACACAGCUGAUUCCUGAUCAGAGAGUUCCAUACGCCACCGCAGAAAAUCAGUGGGUUGGAUAUGACAACUAUGACAGCCUUCAAACGAAAGUCAAUUACCUAAAAACUAACAGCUUUGGAGGAGCCGUUGUGUGGUCUCUGGACCUCGAUGACUUUAGAGGAAAGUUCUGUAAACAGGGAAAGUACCCCUUCAUCAGCCAACUGCAUACUCUCCUGGUCCCAGGUUUUCCUGCCCAUUGGGUACCAGCUGAUAACUCUACAACAACAACAAUCACUCCAAUACAUGGAGGAAACCCCUGUCAUGGAAGGAGUUAA